This is a messenger RNA of Anoplophora glabripennis (Asian longhorned beetle), 1173 nucleotides long. RefSeq names its product protein krueppel-like (gene Kr). The record is from RefSeq and is a predicted model, not a curated record. The annotation marks the transcript as partial. Lineage: Eukaryota; Metazoa; Arthropoda; Insecta; Coleoptera; Cerambycidae. Gene Ontology annotation, biological process: regulation of transcription by RNA polymerase II. The transcript is spliced from 3 exons. Gene Ontology annotation, molecular function: RNA polymerase II cis-regulatory region sequence-specific DNA binding; DNA-binding transcription factor activity.
AUGCCGCUGCUGCAAGAAAGCACCCCCAAGAGAGAUAUCAUCCCGGGGCAAACCAUGAAAGUAGAAGAAGAGACCCCGCUGAAAAACCACCAGAACACCUUCGGCUACCCCGCCUUUCCCAACCCCGCAAUGUUCACCCCCUCGCAGCUUAUCAUGGCCAGUCAACUUAUGGCAGCCUCAGGUUUGACGAUCUCCAACCCUGCGUUCUUCCAUCCCGGUCUUCUCCCUAUGGCAUGGCCCGCAAACUCACCCCCUUCGCCCCCCGCCAGCACCGAACCCUUGUCUCCAGCUCUGAAGUCCAGAAAGGUGAACAAUAACAACAACAACGUUGUCAGUAGCAGCACCACGGCUGAUCCUAGAAAAAGGAAAUGGAAGGUGGAGGAAGAAGCCACGGUUCCCCUGCCGUCUCCGACGUCUAGUGUGUCGCCACCUUCUGGGCCUGAAGUCAAGGAUUCCAGUAGGGAUAAACAGUUUACGUGUGGGGUGUGCAACAGAUCCUUUGGAUACAAACACGUCUUGCAGAACCACGAAAGGACUCAUACUGGAGAAAAACCUUUCGAAUGCCCAGAAUGUCACAAAAGGUUUACAAGGGAUCACCAUUUGAAAACACACAUGAGGCUACACACUGGGGAACGUCCCUACCAUUGCGAACACUGCGACAGGCAGUUCGUGCAAGUUGCGAACCUCAGGAGACACCUCAGGGUCCACACCGGAGAAAAACCUUACACUUGCGAACAUUGUUCAGCGAAAUUCUCAGACUCCAACCAACUCAAAGCUCACGUUCUGAUCCACACCAACGAAAAACCGUUCUCGUGCGAGAAAUGCCAAAGUAGAUUUAGAAGGCGGCACCACUUGCUCCACCACAAGUGCGGGGUUCCCGACAAAGAGAUGACACCUGAAUCCGACGAACCUGAAGACGAUCUCAGACGAAGAAGAGUCCUCCAUCCGCCGUCCACUCCUCUGAUAACGCUCCCCCUACAAGUCGCCCUGCCGGAACAGACGGAACCGGAAGACCUGAGCAUGACUACGGGCCUGACCUCCAACAGCAGCACCGGAGGUUCUCCCGCCAGGAGUCCCAGUUCCAGGGAGGACGUCGAAGACGACGACCUGGAUCCCCAGGAGUCCGCCGCGAUAUUCCUACAGAGAAGGGCAGUGGUUGACGUCAAACAAAAA